AUGUGGGAUGCGUCAUUAUGAUUAUUUUUUCAGUCAUAAUUUAAAAACGACAACUCAUAAUUUCUGUAGCUUAUUCAGCCUUGAAACUUGACAAUUUGAUAAUAUUCUUCAUGCCAGACGUGGAAUUGAUUUUGAAUAUUGUACAUCAUUAUUGUAAGCGGGAGUCUUGACAGAACACAUCAGUUUGAACGUAAGUUGUACUUUUUAAAAUGCUGUUUUGUACCAAAAUUGUAUUCCUUGAAAAAUAUUGUUUUAGAUCUUAUAACAAGCUGUUUCUAAAUAUAAGAAUAGGUCACAAAAAGAACGAAUAAACUCAACUUGUUUGUUCCCUAGCUACAUUGAGCCAAUAUUUAUGCAAAUUGCAUAAAGAACAAAAAUGAAAAAAAAGAUUUUUAAAUUUUCAAAGUGUAACAAACUGAAUGUCACCUACAUACUUCCUUUUUUCUUCAUCAUCUUACUACUUUCUUACCGGUCGUUUUCAGACGACCACCUUGUUAUGAAGACACGGCUACGACUCUGGAAGUGGACUCGCAAAUGUUCCAAGGUUUUUUGUCUAUUCCUGCAUUUGAUAUUCAACAAGAUUCGCAAAUUCAGAUUCCUGUUGUUUGUUGGCCUUCUGCUUGUUAUUGCCCUUGUUUGGACGUUUUGUUGGCUUGGACUGUCGGAUUUUCUGUUCCAGGACGCGUUUGUCACAUUCAACUACACGAAUGUUGAUGUGCAAGUUGCGGUAGGUGGUUUUUGCGAUUUUUUCAAAAUUUUUAGCGAUUAAAGGCUUGAAAAUAUUAAUUAAAAUAUUUUCAUUUAAUUUAGAAAUCUUAUUUAAUUUUAAAAAAAUCGCUUUCGCUGCCUUUUGUGUAACCCAAUCAAAGGUCAAGAACCAGAUUCAUGACUAGAUCUUUAAUUUUAAGUUUUUGCAUGAUGCCGGUCAGGGUCUUUAACUGAAGGCUCGUUGACGUAUUUUUGGAGAGCACUGCGGUGCUGAUAUUGUUAUGAUCGUUGAUGUUCUUAUGAGUAGUCACAUUAUGACCUUUUAUACCUCAAAACAAAAUAAUUGAGCGUUUCUUAUCUUUCAAAGUUUGAAUUUUUGAAAAUGGUAAUUGUAUCCACAGCUUUAUCAUUGUUUUAUGGUAACUAUGAGUCCCUUGUAUAUAGUUUUCCCUACACAGACGAGUUAUACUUUUUCCAAAUUGACGAAACAUAUUUUAGGUAGCAAAUGAACUUCAAGGGCAUAGUCCUUUGCUCAAAAGUUACGUUAACGACAUGGAGAACCUAAGGUUACAUUCAGGACACUUGAGAUGUGAUAAUGACAACAACACGUUAAUGAUAGUCAUAAAAUCAGCGCCUGAUCGAGAACUAGUAAUUAUUCAUAUUUUUCGCCAAUUUAAAGUUAAACCUAGCUGUUGUGCCGAUUUACAUAGAAUAGGCUGCUUCAGAAGCCAAGUCGAUGUAAAACAGUGGCACGAAGAUAACUUUUUAUGGUUGUUACCUAUGUUUAUAGUAUGUUAGAAAGCGUCUUUGGACAAAAUAGAAAGAUAAUUGCCUAAUUGUAGCGACGAGAAGCCUACCGAGUAGCCUUUUCGAAGAUCAACUUGAUUCGAAGGCCUUGGACUGUCGAACUGUUCUUUGUCAGUGGACAUUACGAUAACAAUAUCGAUGAGCUGGUCAGGGAGAAUGACAAACACAAGGACAUGAUUAUUGGCGAUUUCUAUGACAAUUACUACAACAAUACUUACAAAGUAAGAAUCUCGUAUUUUUUGGGUAGAGGUACUAUAAGGUGCAUCAGUUGGGUAGUAUAACUGUUUUGAGGAUUGUGAGUAGCUUUUAGAAAAAUAUUAUAAAGUGGUGCACCACCACGAUGUACUAUAAUAUAAGGUUGACGUUAUAACAGUAAAGUAACAUUUUUACUUUGCAGCUGAUGUAUACAAUGAAAAGUGCGAUAGAAUACUGUGGAAGUAACGUGCCGUUUGUGAUAUCUAUGGAUGACGAUUACGUGAUAAACCUUGAUAAUAUCGUGGACUACAUUCAAAAUGCCACUCAAACGAAUGACAGACUGUAUUCAGGAUGGCGAAUGUAUGGAACGCCGUUUCGAUUCCGGUAUAACAAGUUUUAUGUAGGUAUACUGGACAAGGUCGGGCGGUAGGCUUCAUUGGAUGGACUAAAGGGUUCAUUUUUGGGGACAGGGUGGAAAUGUUUUUUAUGGGUGGUGCUUGAAUAAAAACACUGUGACUUACUAUUAAAAAUGUUUUCAUGAUAGAGAGGUGCUUCAAACAUUUUGAAGAUUACGGUAAAAUUUAAAAUUUGCAAUGCCAAAAGUUUUUUUUUCAGAUUUCGCUAUCAGAAUAUCCUUACGACAUCUUCCCACCAUUUAUAUCAGGAGGUCUCGUGUUCAUGUCACCACAAACUGUAAAAGAAUUCUACAUUUCCAUGAAGUAUUGCAAGAAGCUAAAGUUCGAUGACGUUUACCUCGGUAAGUCGAGUAAUUUAAAAAAAAAUUUUACGUUUCUGAGGGAUGGCUUCACUACUAUAACAUAGUCAAAAGCUCUAUUAUUAUUGAAACAAAUUUUUUAGCUCUACCAAAAGCUAUUCAUGUAUAUCAUGGAUCUCAACUUUAAAUUUUAAAAAAAUCAAUUUUAGGUGUCCUAGCCCACUUGCUAGACAUCCACCCCCUCCACGUGCCAUCAGCCAUGGUCAGGCGAAAUAUGAGGGCAAAGCGACUCGAUUUCACUCAAAAACUAGGUGAACAUGGGUAUACAGCAUCAGAAAUAGAAAAGUACAUUCCAUUGGUCAACGCAUAG
Bursaphelenchus okinawaensis is the source of this 2795-nucleotide messenger RNA. NCBI's taxonomy places the organism in Eukaryota, Metazoa, Nematoda, Chromadorea, Rhabditida, Aphelenchoididae. The record is from the annotation of a GenBank genome assembly.